This is a messenger RNA of Talaromyces atroroseus, 2160 nucleotides long. RefSeq lists its product as hypothetical. The transcript has 3 exons. Bases 1 to 2160 code for a protein of 719 amino acids. Gene Ontology annotation, biological process: regulation of transcription by RNA polymerase II. The record is from RefSeq and is a predicted model, not a curated record. Gene Ontology annotation, molecular function: transcription coregulator activity. Lineage: Eukaryota; Fungi; Ascomycota; Eurotiomycetes; Eurotiales; Trichocomaceae. Gene Ontology annotation, cellular component: mediator complex; core mediator complex.
AUGGAGAAGGUAGACACGCUCAUGCUGCCGCUCCGUCCGCAGCAGAGUAAGGGCACCAAGAAAGACAACUUGCCCAUUCGCAUAGCUCAGAUCAAUGCCCAGCGCGGGUCCUUUCGCAACAUCACCGAACAAAGCUUGCAGGAAGAAAUACAGGCGCAGAAGGAAAAGGGUAAGGGCAAGGAUGUUGAGGGAGGAGAGGAGAUCCAAAAAAAUGCAGCGGAGCUCGAUGUGACGGAGCGCCAUGAGCUGCUGUAUAAGCGACGGGCAGAAAUCAUUCAAUUCGCAGCUCAGGCACAUAUGGAAACUCAAUUCGCUUUAGAUUUUAUAUCUCUGCUUUUGUCCAAACAUGCGCCACGCCAAGCGGAGACGAGUAUCUCUCCAUACCUCAAACAAAAUGUCCCGAUGGGCUCACUGAAUGUCGAUGUCGUCAAAUCAACCCAGAGGUCUGAAUCGAUACAGAGGGAUUCACUUAAUGUGGCUCGCGGAUGGAGAAUGGAGAGUUUCAAUGCUGCAGCAAGUAAAUUACUGAAAGCUGCGUCGCGACUAGAGAACGAAGUCGCCGCCGAAACAAAAUAUUGGGACGAGGUUCUGUCUAUCAGAGACAAGGGGUGGAAAGUGUGCAGGCUGCCAAGAGAAAGACAAGUGCUUGGUGUGCAAUAUGGAUUUAUGGAAGCUGCGCCAACUUUCCGCGACCGCGGUCUAGCAUCGCUACGGCGUGCGGACGAUGGUACACUGGUCUUGGACAAGGGACUGGUACCUUCACGAGCAAGAGCAGUUCGGGUUCAAGUCAGAAAACAAGGCAAGAUCACAGGAAGCUCAAGCUUGUCACGUUUCGUGGCCGCUGCCGUUACCGAUGAUUCAGUUGAGAAGACGAUUUUGCAGUCGCGUGACACUUUGUUCGAAGAAGAAUUAUUCCAUGAACUUACUCGAGAGGCACGAGUGCUUGUUAGCUCUGGCGUCACAGCGCACAAGGACCUGAUUGAGUUUGAAUACGAAACGGAUGAACAGAUUCUUCUUGACCUAGUGGAUGUGGAGAACAUAAAUGAAAAUGAGACAACGGACCCGAUGGUUAGCACUCCACUGAAUGAUACUGUAGCCGAAGCCAUUGCGCAUGCUCUCCGGAUUCUUCUAUCAUAUGCACAUCGCCAGAAUUUACGCCGCCGAACUCAACUCCCUGCACCUCUCACAAACCAGAAACGGCCUACCCCAGAAUAUCAACUUCUCCGACCUAUUCUCACCUACAUGAAUCACGACAGAAGUUUCAAAACUCUACAAUCUUUCUUAUAUGACAUCUAUCAAGUCUUCCAUUCCGCCGGCCUCCCCUCCAAAUACACAUAUUCAAAAUUCUCAUCCCUGCACUUCAAAGGCCCAGACCAAGCCUCGGGAGUUGUGGACACAUUACUUGACCAGUUCAUGGAGCCACUGGAGUCUCAAUUUUCAGGGUCCAUGGCCAACCUAACUAGCACCUUUAACAUCAAAAUUCACACCAGCAUACCAGAUACACCAUCUCGUCAAAUGGCCCUCGGGACAGACUAUCAGCUCACCAUCCGUCUCCCCAAUUUCCCUUAUACACAACCGCCGUCGCGGAUUGGUCUCAAAGACGAGGUCGAACAGUUGCUAUUGCGACUCUUUACUCUCGAUCUGAUUACAUACAUCUCAUCAACCUCGUCUCAAAACGCUUCCAAGGCAGCAUCGACAGCGAGCAAAGAUGAAGUAUCACUGUCGGACAAAAACAAUAACAACAAAGGGCCAUUGAUUUGGCAAUCACCGUUUCCGCAUCAUGGCGAGCUCGAGGGCGUGACGCAAGAUGGCCAACAACGUGUUAAACAAUUAGCCAUCGAUCUGAGCCGUGACGCGUUGAGCCUACGCAUGACGUCCUGCAAGAAGGCAGAGAACGACAAUCAAACCAGUAUUAAUGCCGAUGUUGAAGGUAUUAAAACCGAGGACCGGGAAGACAUGGAGGGCGGUGAUGACUUUGGUGAUGAUUACGAACAGGAUAACGAAUCGGAAUAUAUCACUGGUGCUGGAGGGUUGAAAUUUACCCGCCCACCUCGCAGGCUGACUGGUGGGAAAGUCGUUUAUGUCUGGAAGCGCGGUGUUCAGGAUGAUACGAAGUCGAAGAAGACAUUAGCAGAGGUGAUCGAAGAGAUUUCAAUAUAA